GCAAGCAACAUUGCAACACCCCUCAAAAACCUCUGCCCCGCGUAACCUGGGAAAAAGGAUCGACGAACAAAAUCUGCCUUUGUUCCAGUGGAUCAAGCGCAUCGGCAUCUCCUCGUCCCCCUCCUUUCCCCUCCGAAGGAAAAGCAUCUCUUGCGCAUAGGCUACCAUAUUCCUAGCCUUCGACUUAAACUAAAAGGCAGAGGCGCCUUUUCUUUGCUCCGUCGCCAUGGCUUCCCCAAGAUUUCCUCUUCUUCUCCGCCUCGUCCCCCUCGUUCUGCUCUGCCUCUCACCGGCGUGCGCCGCCGGGAGAGUCCCGGUAUCGGUCUACUACGAGACGCUGUGCCCGUUCUGCUCCGCGUUCGUCGUGAACGACCUCGCCAGGAUCUUCCACGACGGCGUCUCCAUCGCUGACCUCAGGCUAGUCCCAUUCGGCAAUGGGCGCGUCUCCGCCGACGGAUCCAUUACCUGCCAGGCCCGUGUCUGCCACCGUAGCAUUCUCUCUGUCGAAUUGGAUAUGUUCCUCAAGAAAUUCAAGCGAAAUUUGGGAAGAAUUGAAGUCCAUUCUUCUGAUCUUAGUCUGCACUCUGCAGCUAGCUACUCGCAUUCAGUUUGGUGGCCAUUGUUAAACGCAAUCGGGAGUAUGGUGUUUUCUGUGCUACAUGGAGAGGGCGAGUGCCAACUCAACGCUAUAGAAGCUUGUGUGAUCAGGCUAUGGCCUAAUGCGGAGCAGCAUUUCCCUUUCGUUCAAUGCGUUGAGCGUUUAGCACUGACACGGAAAUGGGACGCCUGGCAGUCUUGCUUUCAGGAAACUGGCCUGGUCUCUCAGCCCGUCAUUGACUGCUACAACUCAGGAUAUGGCAGGCAGCUUGAGCUGCAGAAUGCUGCCGAGACAAAUGCUCUUCAGCCUCCUCAUCAGUUUGUGCCAUGGGUGGUCGUUAAUGGGAAACUGCUUGGUGAGGAUUACAUGAACUUUGAGGCCUACAUCUGCAGCUUUUACGAUGGCGAACUUCCAGAGGCGUGCAAGGGGAAGCACCUAGCAAUCGCUCAACACACGAGAACGAGCGGAGGAGACAAGAGGAAUCCGAACGAGGUGGCGGUUGCACUUGCCAUUGGUAUUGCCCUAUGGUUCGGAUUAUGAAGCGACGUCCCCUCAAGAUCAAGUAGUCAAAAUUUUCAGCAGCAGGCAGAUCACGGAGCCAGUCCACAAUAGACUAACAGAUAACAGCAUUCUGCAACAGGAACCUGAAAAUUUCGUUGUCAACAACAGAGGCAGGCAAGCAAAUUGCUUCGAUCUGCCUUUGUUUAACUGUAAAGAUCAAAGUGAUUCAUUGACCCAGAUAAGAUAAAUUGGAGUCCUUUUGUCCAUAACAACUGAAACCGCAAGCAGUACUGACAGUACUGAUAAAUUGGAUUCGGUACGUGGCAGAGCAGUUAGCGCCCUUUUACGUAUC
Panicum virgatum (switchgrass) is the source of this 1451-nucleotide messenger RNA. Its product is annotated as gamma-interferon-responsive lysosomal thiol protein-like. Gene Ontology annotation, molecular function: oxidoreductase activity, acting on a sulfur group of donors, disulfide as acceptor. NCBI's taxonomy places the organism in Eukaryota, Viridiplantae, Streptophyta, Magnoliopsida, Poales, Poaceae. Bases 227 to 1138 code for a protein of 303 amino acids. The transcript has 6 exons. The record is from RefSeq and is a predicted model, not a curated record.